Messenger RNA from Striga asiatica, 1203 nucleotides. NCBI's taxonomy places the organism in Eukaryota, Viridiplantae, Streptophyta, Magnoliopsida, Lamiales, Orobanchaceae. The record is from the annotation of a GenBank genome assembly.
AUGACAAAUAUGAUCCAUACCCUAUUACUCUCACUCUCCACAACAUUCUUCGUGCUCGAAACCCAACCCGUUUUCUCAUCAACCGAGCCUUUCUUCGUCCCAAAAUCGACCCAUCUCAGGCCUCUCAGCAAAACCCUAGCCCUUCCCCUCAAAACCCGAGAAAUCCCGAACAAACUCCAAUUCACCCACAAUGUAACCCUAACCGUCUCUCUAUCAGUCGGCACGCCACCGCAGAAUGUUACCAUGGUACUCGACACGGGUAGCGAACUCUCGUGGCUCCAAUGCAACACGACCUGCGCAAACCGACCCGCAUUCGACCCGACCCGUUCUUCAACAUACUCGCCCGUCUCAUGCUCGUCGGCCACUUGCACUGACCGUACGCAGGACUUCUCGAUACCUGCCUCGUGCGACUCGAGAAAUUUAUGCCACGCGAUCCUAUCAUAUGCUGACAUGUCAUCAUCUGAAGGGAAUCUUGCUUCGGAAAGUUUCUCGGUGGGCGGGUUGGGUUUUCCGGGCACGGUUUUCGGGUGUAUGGACUCGGGAUAUAGUAGCAACUCGGAGGAAGACGGUAAGACGACGGGGCUAAUGGGGAUGAAUCGGGGCUCGUUAUCGUUUGUCUCUCAAAUGGGGUUUGGGAAAUUCUCGUACUGCAUAUCCGGGUCGGAUUUUUCCGGCGUGCUCCUGUUCGGGGACUCGAAUUUCACGGCGGGGCUGAUCCUUCCGCUCAACUACACGCCGAUGAUCCAGAUCCAGACUCGGCUGCCGUAUUUCAACCGGGCGGCGUACACGGUCCAGCUGGAAGGGAUAAGGGUGUCGGAGAAGCUUCUACCCCUUCCGAAGUCCGUUUUCGAGCCGGACCAUACCGGGGCGGGUCAGACGAUGGUUGACUCCGGCACGCAGUUCACGUUCCUGCUCGGGCCGGCUUACGCGGCGUUGAGGAGCGAGUUUGUGAACCGGACCGCUGGGUUGCUCCGGGUUGCCGGCGGGCAGCUGCUGUACAGGGUUCCGGGGGAGGUUCGGGGGGCCGAUUCGAUUCAGUGCUUCACGUUUGGGAACUCAGAUCUGGUGGGGAUGGAGGCGUACGUGAUUGGGCAUCACCACCAGCAGAAUGUGUGGAUGGAAUUCGAUCUGCAGAGGGAGAGGAUUGGGGUGGCGCCGGUGAGGUGCGACCAGGCGCGGCGGAGGUUAGGGGUGAGGCCGUAG